AUGUCUAACAUCCGACCAUUCAACUUCAACUCAGAUUUUUUGAAGCCAAACGCCAGUAGCGCCAGCAAGAUGCCUGGGUCUCAGGAAGCCACAGACGCAUGGGUCCAUAACACCCAUCCACCCCUCUUCUGGGAAUUCAUCGCCGAGCACCCAAUAUCCCAGAAGCUGAAAAAUAUGAAAGCCGCACUGAACGCCGGUGCCGAUCCAAAUGAGAUGGACCACGAGCGUGAUCGACGUCGCAGUCUCGGUCGGCCUCUCCAUUGCGCCAUAGGGGACUGGGGCAACCCUGACUUUAUCAAAGAAAACAUCCAAGCGAUCAAGCUAUCGCUCGAACAUGGUGCUGAUCCCCGUCUGCCUGGCCCAGAGGUCAAGCCUGCACAUUUAGGGCUGCAGUCGCCCUUGGAGCAUGCAAGGCGACUAGCGAUGAGCGAGUGGCCGGGGGUAAAAGAACUGUUGGAAUGCGGGUAUUAUGCAGAAGCUUAUCGUGUUAUGAAAGAGGCUGCUGAUGGUUUGGAUCGUAAGUGA
Penicillium longicatenatum is the source of this 525-nucleotide messenger RNA. RefSeq lists its product as uncharacterized. The transcript has a single exon. Lineage: Eukaryota; Fungi; Ascomycota; Eurotiomycetes; Eurotiales; Aspergillaceae. The record is from RefSeq and is a predicted model, not a curated record. The coding region runs from base 1 to 525 and encodes 174 amino acids.